Messenger RNA from Lucilia sericata (common green bottle fly), 2523 nucleotides. It is a transcript of the gene Ir93a, whose product is annotated as ionotropic receptor 93a. Gene Ontology annotation, molecular function: ligand-gated monoatomic ion channel activity. The transcript is spliced from 12 exons. The coding region runs from base 1 to 2484 and encodes 827 amino acids. Gene Ontology annotation, cellular component: membrane. The record is from RefSeq and is a predicted model, not a curated record. Lineage: Eukaryota; Metazoa; Arthropoda; Insecta; Diptera; Calliphoridae.
AUGAAACUCUUAAUAGUUUUAGAAAUUUUUCAUAUUUUACAAAUAUGUUUCGCUCAAUAUAAUGAUUAUUCAUCGUUUUUGAGUUCGAAUGCAUCGUUGGCAGUUGUGGUCGAUCAAGAAUAUAUGCGUCAGCAUAAUGAGAAUAUUAUGGCACAUUUUCAAAAGAUUCUAAGUGAUACGAUACGUGAAAAUUUAAAAAAUGGUGGUUUAAAUGUUAAAUAUUUUACUUGGAGUGGUAUACGUUUAAAGAAGGAAUUUCUAGCCGCCAUGACUGUAAUGGAUUGUGAAACUACUUGGAAAUUCUUUGAAACUACGCGUUCCUCAUCGGUAUUACUAAUAUCAAUAACUGAUUCAGAUUGUCCUCGGCUACCGCUAAAUGAAGCUAUAAUGAUACCCUCCGUUGGCAUUUCGAAAGAAUUUCCACAAAUGAUGUUAGAUGCUAAAGUUCAAAAAUUACUUAAAUGGAAAACUGCUAUCGUAAUGAUGGAUGAAACGAUAGUAAAUCAAAAUACUAAAUUAGUAGAAUCGGUGGUGCACGAAGGCACAAAUAAUAUUGUACCAAUUGCACUUUAUCUCUAUGGUAUUAAUGAUCAGUUGAGAUCACAAAAGAAACGACAAGCUAUUCGUGAGGCUUUGCAACCAUUUCAGACAAACUCUCAAGAUUCACAUAAUUUUAUAAUAUUUUCCAAGUUUUACGAAGAUAUUAUAGAAGUGGCAGAAAAUAUGAAUAUGUUUCAUGCGAAAAAUCAAUGGUUGUUUUUCGUUCUAGAAGAACAUCGGCGAGAUUUUGAUGCAUUAGCGGUGACACAAAAUUUACAGGAAGGAACGAAUAUAGCAUUUGUUUUGAAUGAGACUACAUCGGAUUGUGUGAUUUCCCUUAAUUGUACGAUUGAGGAUGUAAGUAGAGCUUUUGUUUCAUCGAUAUCUAAACUUAUCACUGAAGAACAGUCUAUAUAUGGUGAAAUAUCUGAUGAAGAAUGGGAGGCCUUGAGAUAUUCGAAAAGUGAAAAACAAAAUGAGAUAUUGAGGAUAAUGAAGGAAUAUUUAAAAGAUCAUAGUAGAUGUGAAAGUUGUUCUAAGUGGCGCAUUGAUACUGCCAUAAACUGGGGUAAAUCUCAAGAACACAAAAGAACUCUAAGAGUUUCUUCCAAUAGUCCCAAUAGAAAUUUUGAAUUUACAAAUGUGGGUUAUUGGUCACCCUUAUUGGGGUUUGUUACACAAGAUUUGGCUUUUCCUCAUGCCAUACAUCAUUUUCGUAAUAUAACUUUGGAUAUUUUAACAGUACAUAAUCCUCCCUGGCAAAUAUUGAAAAAAGAUAGUAGAGGCAAUAUAAUCGAACAUUCGGGAAUUGUUAUGGAAAUUGUCAAGGAAUUAUCGCGCAUGUUAAACUUUAGCUAUAAACUUCAUGAUGCUCAUGCUAUCACAAACGAUGAACAAAUGGGACAAAAUGAAACAGACUUAUUGGGAACACUUACAUACAUUAUACCCUAUCAAGUGGUUGAAUUGCUUCAAUCGAAUAAAUUUUUCAUGGCUGCUGUAGCUGCAACAGUAGAUGAACCAGAUAAAAAACAUUUCAAUUAUACAAUACCUAUAAGUAUUCAGAAAUAUUCAUUUUUAUCUCGAAAACCAGAUGAAGUUAGUCGCAUAUAUUUAUUUACGGCACCAUUUACAUUAGAGACUUGGGCUUCAUUAAUUGGUGUAAUUUUAAUAACAUCACCAGUACUUUAUGUCAUAAAUCGUUUAGUACCGACGCAACAUUUAAAGGUUAAGGGUUUUUGUACCAUUAAAAAUUGUUUUUGGUAUAUUUAUGGGGCUUUAUUGCAACAGGGUGGCAUGUACUUACCUCAAGCUGAUAGUGGUCGUUUAGUUAUUGGCUUUUGGUGGAUUGUCGUUAUAGUUCUGGUUACAACAUAUUGCGGUAAUCUAGUAGCAUUUUUAACGUUUCCGAAAUUUCAACCGGGUUUAGAUUAUUUUUUUCAACUCUUUAAACACGGCGAGUAUGAGCAAUUGGGUUUACGUAAUGGCACAUUUUUCGAAAAAUAUGCAAUGACAUCAACCCGCAAUGAAUUUCACAAAUAUUUGGAACUGGCCACCAUUUACAAUAACAUGAAAGAGGAAAAUAUAGAGGCAGUCAAAGAUGGUGAACGUGUGAAUAUCGAUUGGCGCAUUAAUUUGCAAUUGAUAAUACAAAAUCAUUUCGAAAAAGAUAAAGAAUGUAAAUUUGCUCUCGGCAAGGAGAAUUUCCUAGACGAACAAAUAGCUUUAAUGGUGCCCAGCAAUAGUCCUUAUUUAAAUUUGAUAAAUGAGCAAAUAACUAGACUCAGUCAAAUGGGUUUCAUAGAAAGAUGGCAUCAAACAAAUUUACCCUCAAUGGAUAAAUGCAACGGCCGAGGAGUGCUUAGACAAAUAACAAAUCAUAAAGUUAAUUUGGAUGAUAUGCAGGGAUGUUUUCUAGUGCUACUACUGGGUAAGUUUUUCAACUAAAAACCUAAUAAAAGAAAAUAAGUCAACUAAUGUUUCAUU